GAGCCCUCGCAGCCCUCAGCCACCCACGGAUCCUCCACACACUCACGCCGGUCGACAUUGCAUGUCUACUCCGGGCGCUGGCGGCCAUGCGGUUCCACAGCCUCUCUUUCCUCGACGGUGGAAACCGCAACAAGUGUCGGGUGAAACCCGCAACAUGUUGCACCGGGCCAGAUGCGGUUUCGCCACGAGGGGCUGCUGUCGGCGUUGGUGCUCGUGUUGGCUGAGAAGCUGCGGGAGUGUGGGCACCAAAGGCUGACGGUGAUAGCGAGAGGGCUGCAAUCCCUCAGGUACGGGCCAGCGGCCUUUGUCAACGCUCACGGCAACAUUUUCACGCCCUGGUAAGCAGCGACGGACUGCGCAUAUUUGACGACGACCAUGAAUGGUACGUCGUCUCGUUGGCUGUGAUCCACAGUUCCAUGGCGAAGCUGGACUUGCCAGCUGUGGAGUGCCUCCUCGACUACCUUUCCACCAUAUCCCACCCAGUUCGACACAAAGCUUCUUUCACCAGCGGGGGUCUUCAGUGGAUCCGAUCCACCUACAACGACUGGUGCUGCAGGAGGCUGCAGAUCAACUGUACAUGA
This is a messenger RNA of Vitrella brassicaformis, 581 nucleotides long. The record is from the annotation of a GenBank genome assembly. NCBI's taxonomy places the organism in Eukaryota, Vitrellaceae.